Molecule: messenger RNA, 523 nt
Organism: Rubroshorea leprosula
Lineage: Eukaryota; Viridiplantae; Streptophyta; Magnoliopsida; Malvales; Dipterocarpaceae
Source: the annotation of a GenBank genome assembly
AUUUUGGUUUCUAGCAUUUCUCGUGAGUGUGCGUGUCUGCAACUCUCUUCAGGGUAUUUGUAAUGGUUUUUAAUAUCGUCAAUUGUAAAUUGCUAAUGGAGGAAGGUUUCAUUCCCUUCAUUUGGCUGCCUCCAGUUCAGUCUUUGCUUAUUGCAGGGACCCAGAUGGUUCUAGUUCUAGAAAUGGGUGACUUUAGCAUAAUUGGUGUCAAGCCAGGGAUAAGUUAUUGGAUGCAACUUAAAAACUCAACAGGAAAUGUGAAAAUAUUCUUUAGAGUCAGCCAGGAUCAGUGAACUUAAUGUAUGGAGAUAUUUGAUGGAGGGUUUUUUAGGUUGAAGAGGAGUGUGAAAUAUAAUGAUGAUGAAUGGGAAAGUGAAACUCAAAUGAAUCUGAGAAAGAUGGCAAUUCUUAAAGUACCCAACUCAGGACUUCAGGAAAUGAAUCUUAUUAUGUAAUAGUUAGCAGUGGGUACAGGUCAUGGCUGUCGUAACUUAUUUCAUUCAAAUAUAUGGCAUGAAAAACC